AUGUCGCAGACCGCCGACCACGAGACCGUCGAGGUCAUGCCCGAGAUCCGCACCAAGCAGGAGCCCGUCGCCAACAACCGGAAGGUCACGGUUCUCCUCGGCGACAGUAUACGCGUAUCCCAUGGCGGCAACAGGGAUGUCCUGUCCAUUCAGCUGAACCGCACCGUUCGUGUGCCCGACAACAGAGACACCAACAACCUGCCCCCCGGCAUGGGGAACUUCCCCCUCUUCAAGGUUCGCGACUUCGCACACAACAUGCCCGAAGACAUGGCCAAGAAGGGCGGCGUCUUCUUCCCCAUGUACCAGCGCGAGGCCAUGUGGAUCGGCUUCUCUUCCAGGGCGCCGUUCGCCAUCAAGAUCUACGUCGGCGGCGUCAACGCCGUCUCCGGAUUCCCCAUGACAGAAAACGAAAAGACCAAAGAGAAGAGACUGAAGAUGCUCAGCAGCGGGCAGCCGAUUCAGGACUAUGUGGUGGUGCCUGAGCAAAACUGGCUGGAUGGCAUCGUCUCCGAGGACGGCAAGAUCCGACAGUUUGUCGCGCAACCCAAAGGGUCCGGCUUCUCCGUCGAGGCACAGGUCACCGGGGAUGAGAAGGUGGGCGGCAUCCAGAUCGAGCUCAUCCCCGUCAAGAAGAACUUGCCCGCCGAGUUCGAUGUUCGAUACCAGAAUAGGGACUCCGAGGUCGUCACCCGCACCUUCAACCUCGCCGAGAAAAGCCUCACCACCGAGAGCACCUGGAGGGACGUCAAGAAGCUGGUUAGUGCUGAGUUCGAUAUCGCCGUCGAGGAGCAGGUCCUCAGCGAUUACGGAAACCGCGCAGCUUCUGGCCACUUCGGGGCCGCAUUCUUCGACUUGUCGGACGAUGCCAAGCUCGGUGACGUCUACUUUCCGCCCAAGUUCUCGACGCUCAGUGUUAGCCAUCAGUCCCCGCAGCAUCGGGGCGCCAUGAGAUACGGAAUGCGGGCACGCUGCGGUGGGCCCCCGAUGGUUAUGAUGGCUGCUGCUGCUGCUGCUGCCCCACAGGUGAUCGCGGAGACAGGUCCGGAUGGGGCCGCGCUGCUCGAGCACAGUCCCAGUAAUCGAAGCAAGAGCAAUCGAAGCAUGGCCCCGCCCGCGCAUGCAGCACCCCCGCCGGAGGUCAAGGAGAUGGGCCUCGCGGCUGGCGGCCUCAUCAAACAGACGAUAGAAGCCGACACACACCCUGCCAAUAUCUGGGACGUCGAGGCCUCGGUGAUGGUGAACCUCCAGAUUCUGGACGUCGAGUCGUUCAGCGCCGUCACUGGCCAGCCGGCCCCCGACACGCCUAUCAAUGCCCAAUCGUACGCCGAGAGCGGCUGCCCCUUCUUCGAGAUCUGGGGCGAGGAGAAGAGCGGCAUCAAGGGCGACUUUGCCGAGGUCAAGAGCGUGGCGCAGAUCGAGGCCGAGCGAGCUAGGGCCGACAGCAAGACCGUCGUGGACGAGGAGAGCGUGCCGGUGCGGGUGUUGCAGCUGGGUCACUUCAACAGCACCUUCCGCCCCGUGGAGAUUCUCAGGGAGGAGCUCGAGGGGCUUGGGCUGAAUGAGUGA
Molecule: messenger RNA, 1566 nt
Organism: Colletotrichum graminicola M1.001
Lineage: Eukaryota; Fungi; Ascomycota; Sordariomycetes; Glomerellales; Glomerellaceae
Exons: 1
Coding region: 1-1566 (521 amino acids)
Source: RefSeq, a predicted model, not a curated record